UGCUGGACUUUCAGUCUGCUCUGUCUUUCUGCUAUGUAUACAAUUUUCACGAUCGGUUUUUAUUGAGAUUUUGCAAGUGACAACAAUAAAAUUCGUGUGUUAAUUUUAAAAUUCUCUACACUUAGUCAAUUCUUUGUACUCUGAGUCAAUUCGUAAGGCUUGUCUAGGAUCAAAGUCUGAAAUUAGGGUAUUUCGUUUUUGUAGAUACCGUAACAAUAAAGACUGUGACACUUUUGUAUCUUUAUUAAUGCUAGAGCUAGUUGUCAACAUUUAUUUUUGAAUUUUAGUAUAUUUGAGGGGUAUUUUUGUAGAGGAGUGACAAAUACUUUUAAAAAGUGUAGUGGUUGAUUUGAGAUUACAUUCUGCCAAAUAUAAUACGAAUUGUUUCUGGAGCGAAGUGAACACAACAUCAGCACUCAAGCUGAGCCUAGCUGUACAUUCUCUAUGAAUCUGGACUGAAAAAGAUGCUGGCCGUGAUGAGCGAAGAGCUCAGCAGUGGAGGGGGUGCCGGUGGUGGGGGCGGUAGUCCGGGGGCUGUAGGGGGUGAAGGCCAGUGCCGUGACGUCACACAGGACUUCCUGACAACAGGCCGGGUGGGGAGACGCAAUGCUCUGCCUAACAUAUUGGGUGAACAUGCUCGGCUGUCCACCGCUCAACUGCCUGAUCAGAUGAGCUGUCUAUCCGUUAAAGACGAUGGUAGCAAAAGUCAACAGUCGACUUCUUCGCAAAACUCUCACACGGCCGGGGGGUCAUCGCAGCCCAAGAGUUGAGGGGAGAGAGAAAGAGAGAGAAAACGAGAAUAGAGAGUGAGACAAUGAGUGAUAAGGCCCCUUCCUGGCAGACUACGAUUAUUACACCACCAAAGUAUGGAUGACAUCCCCUACUCCUAGUGUGAAUGUAUGAAAGAAAAAGAGAGAACUAGUGUGAAAAAGAGGGAGAAUUAUGUGUAAAUGAAAAAAGAACGAAUGAUUGUCGAUGUAACCAGUAAAAAUCCACCUGUCCUAAAUAGAGUUGAUCCAAAAAUUUAUAAAUUUGGACGUGGAAGUUUUAUGGUGGACUUCAUUGUUUGUAUAGAUGGAAAAAUAGAAUUUAGCUAGAUGUUCAGAAAAUUGUCUUAGCGUUUGUAACACAAUAUCUGGUAAGUGUUGAAUUAUUUAUUUUUAUUCUUUUUUGAAUAUUUAUUUACGUUUUUGUGUAUGUGUUGUUAGUUUUAUUAACACCAUCAUACAAUAAUAUUUAUAAACUAAAUAGUUGUUUGUUUUAGUUGCAGUAAUGUAGGGUUUAAAUUAUUGAGUGCGAACUAGAUUCAGUUUGUCAGCUGAAUUAUGAUUGUAUACACCGUUAAUCUUGGAUUAAAUUUAAUUGUAGUUUAAAGCAAGGCUAACAUUAUCACUAUGUAGAAAAUUGGUGAUCAAAUUUGAUUGGAGUUUGUGUAACUAGCAAAAUUUAGAAUUGAAAUAUUUAUUAAUUUUGUUCAAAAUGUUGGUGAGUUAUUCUAUUUUUAAAAAUUGGAUAUAUAAUUUCUACUAAUAGACUAUUAUAAUUGUAAUGUUCCUUCCCAUCUGUUGCUAGUAUUCCUCUACAUCCUCAAUAUUAUAUCUUUUUAAGUUUCUCAUGAAACUACUUCCCAUUUUCUCCUCAUACAGUACUACUUUUCCUGGAUCUACUUCUCAUUCCACUUCUCAUCUUUCUCUAUUCUCUAGCGAAGAUUACUACGUGUAACAUCAAGGAAUCCAUAGACAAUGUCAAGUCACAAGCUCUCGGUUCUUUAGUUGGAUGGGUGUCCAACCGUUCAGUUGCAGCUACAACUUUAUGUUAGCAGCUAAAUAUUAGCUGUAUUAUCAUGUUUAGCAUCAAUGUAGCAGCUGAUUCUCUCCUGUCAUUGGUUCGGAAUCCACCUGAAUGUUUUCGCACAAAUUAGCCGUAGUGAGCCAUUCACUUUAAAACUGUCAGCUUUGGUUCAAUGGAGAGCAUUGAUGACUGUUGGAAGUUAAUUUCAAUAUAGAACUGUAAGAUUUAACUACUUGUGAAGGUUUUAACCAAAUAUGAAGAAAUAAUAUAGUCAUUAACACACAAAAAAAAACAUGAAAAGUAAUAUUAAGUGCCAGUUGCACAAAAGCCGGUUGAAUUUUAACCGUGAUUGGUUCUUUUGGAAUUAAUCACGGUUAAAUUUAACCGGAUUUUGUGCAACCGGCACUAAGUGUUGUUACAUUAAAGUUUAAUCAAGUUCUGAUUUCUGAUCCAUUGUAAAAUUUGAUCAAAGAUUAAAACUUCUUUCAUCUAAAACUGAGACUUGUUAGAAUGGACAUUAAACUUCUUUGAUCGAAAAUUAAAACUAGAUGUGACUUUUUUCCAACUGGCUGUAAAACAUAAUUUAACUAUAAAAUAAUAAUAUUACAAUCUUAUCUAUUGAGUCUCUAAUUUGAUCUAAAAUCAUAACCAUCUGCAUUUAUUCAGGUCAAGUUUUAACAUAAUAUGUAAGUUUUCGAGAAAUUUAUAUCUCUAUGAUAAUUAUCAUGUCUUCCGGACUAGAUUGUUAGACAAGCAAUUGUUUGGACAGAUCUAACAUUUUAUGGAUGGUAGAUUGGUAGACGAUGUUUUUAACUUGAAAAACUUUUACAAAGGUAUAGAAAGGCAGUAAGAUCAAUAACUAUUGCAAUCACAGUAUAUCAUAUUAGAAUUAAGUUUAAUUUAAAAUUAAAUUAAAUAUUGUUAUUCACUCCAAGAUACGUUCUCUGUUCUAUCUUGAUAAGAUAUUCCAGUUACAAGAAAAAACUAAUUAGCGAUUUAAUUAAUUGAAAUUUACUUCAAGUUACUUUCUCUUUCAGGCUACACUAUAUCUUGAUAAGAAACUUCGGUCUCGAGAAGAAUCUCAGUCUUCUUAAAGGCUGAUUCCCACAUAUCGGUAUCAGUGAACGUGUCCGGCACAGUGCGAAUAUUAUUCCCAUGAGUUCAAAUGGGACUAUUCAUACUCGCUUGACUACGCUGCGUGUGAAAAGUCCCAUUAGAAGUCAUGGGAAUCAUAUUUUUACUAUACCGGUCACUUACUCUGAUACUGAUAUGUGGUGAUCCAGCUUUAGGCUAUAGUUUUUUAUUUCUCGGUUAAUCUGGUUUCAUUUCAAGUUAAAUCUAGACCAAAUUGUAAUUCAUAUAAACUAUAUACUGUAGUUCAACAUUGAAUUUGAAGUAAUUUUGUACUUCAAGCUUUUUCUUGUGACUGAACCAUCUAUAUCUCUGGUCCUAGUUCUUCUAAAUUUUCAAUUUAGUCUCUUUUUUCGAUCCUUUUGUCUCCAACUGUUUCUUGAUACUAGAUCAUUUGUGUCUCUUUCUGGUCUUUCUCCACCAAAUCAUCUUCUAUCUUCUCACAUUUUAUUUAAUUCCUCCAACCUCUUUAUCCCACCAAAUAGUGCUAAUUGUAGAAUUUGUAAAAGACUAUGUCGAAGAAGUUAUUGAAAAAAUUGUGUAGUAGUGAAGUACCAAAUUAUUGUAAAAUGCUAUGUUGACGACUAUAUUUAAAAAUAAUUUAUUGGUGUAGUAGUGAGGUUGAUGUUCUUAUUCUAAAAAGAAAUUUAAUCUUGAAAGACUUCUAGAAUGUUCUAAAUAAUUGAAGAAUGUUUCCAUCGAAAAAGUUGAAUCCUUGUGAAAUACUUUGAAUUCUGCCUUACUUGGCCUAGCUGAAUAUCUAUAUUGUACUUUUAUGUGUUGUCUGUGUUUCAUAUGAAUCUAUUCAAAACAUUUCUUAUUUAAACUCUUCAUAAGUCAACGAUUGAAUGAACGAAGCUAUAGAAUUAGUUUGGUGUUUCAAUAGAUUUUAAAAGGGUCUACUACUGAAAAAUUUAAAAGUUUUAAAAAGUGUAAAAAUUAAACUUUACCUAUCUUUAAACAUUAAUUUGUGGGUUAUUGUGCGAAUAUGUAGAAAUUCUUUCUAUUACUUAUUUAUUUAUAAUAUUUGAACAAUGCAAAAUGAAACAAAAUAUAGACGAAUAUCGUUUUCAUAGUAUCAAAAAUCACUUCGGUUUUUGUUCUUUAAAUUGAAUAGAAUUCCAAAUAUUGUCUCACAAGAAAAUUAUGCAUUGUUACUUAAAUUUAAAAGUUAACAUAAAAUAACAUCCAAUAUAAAAUUUCAGAAUUUUUAAUCCUCAUUUACACCAUAGUUGUCAACAAAAUGUUGUUCACAGUUUUCUUCAAAAAAUGUCAAUUUAUUCUGUAGUGAAUUUGGUAGUUACAUGUUGCUGCGUGUCAAGAAAUUGGCAACGAAUUGCCGAAAUUUGUUGAAUCUCAGUUUACAACUCAGAUGUAAACGUGGUUUUAGAGUCUUUAGUUAAUCAUGGAUUGUCAUAUGUAAAUCAAUAGUUUCAACUUGAAAUACUGUAAUAUUCUGUAUCUCUGAUAUUUCUAAAUCUUCUAAAAUUUCAAUACCACUAUACUGUAAUAUUUGAUUAUGUAUUAAAACUGUAUGAGUCUCUUCUAAACUCCUCUAUUAUGUAACAUGUUACUUGACUGCACUUCCAAAAUACAGUCUCAUUUUCAGUUUAAGAAUAUACAGUGCAAUAUCUCGUUAUUUUUUCGAAUGUAAUACGGUAUUCAAAUUAUAAUUUUUGUUAUUGGUAUUGUAAUGAAACCAAAUUGUGAUAUUUACAGAGGUGAAGAAGCACACUAAUUAGUAUUAUGUCAAAAUAUGGUUCAUUCUAGUUAUUGUCAAAAAUAAUGAGCCUAAAAAUCAAGUUUAGUAGUUUUGUUUAUAAUAGUAUUUUUAUGUAACAAUAGACAUUAGAAGGAUCACUUUCGUAUUGUUUUAGAAGUUAGAAAAAUAAUUAUUGAUGAGUGUUUCAUCAUUUUGAAGUUGAUUGAUAUAGUAUAAUGAUUAGUUGUCUGUGUAAUAAUUAGGUUCGUUUACAAUAAAAUUUAUUGAAAAGUAA
This is a messenger RNA of Nilaparvata lugens (brown planthopper), 4919 nucleotides long. RefSeq lists its product as uncharacterized. Gene Ontology annotation, molecular function: cAMP-dependent protein kinase inhibitor activity. Lineage: Eukaryota; Metazoa; Arthropoda; Insecta; Hemiptera; Delphacidae. Gene Ontology annotation, biological process: negative regulation of cAMP-dependent protein kinase activity. Gene Ontology annotation, cellular component: cytoplasm; nucleus. The record is from RefSeq and is a predicted model, not a curated record.